GCUUGGAAACGUUGGAGGUGAGCGUCAGGAAGCGCUUGAGCGAAGGUUCCAAGCGCGCCAACGGAGUGAUGCUCCGCCAGGUGGCCUUGCUGCUGAGGCAGCGUCUGGAGGCCUCACCUGGACUGCACGGGCCUCGUUUGGGCAGGGGCCGUCUGCUGGAGUGUACUCAGCGCCUGCAAGAAUGGGCGCUAUCGGAUGACAGUACAAGGCAACAAGCGUUCUGUGAAAACCAAACUGAGGCGCAGUGUUUGGUGGCGCCGCGCAGAAAUGAAAAGAGGAGUGAAUGGGAGUGCCAUCAGGCGGACUGCUCGGCACUAGCUUGUGAUGAACCAGGAGGCAUUGAUGGUGGUACAUCUCAGAACAAUCAAUGCCAGGUCAGGUUGUCAGGAUGGGCUUUGGUGAACCACAGGAGAUGCUCCGCAGGCGCAGCGCGCGGUGGAAAUCAGCAGAUUGCUUUGCCAUUCAGCGCGCUUCAGUUCAACAGCCACCACGCUUGGCUGCCGGGAUAUGACUCAUUUGCUCUGCAUGGUCACAAGUCGUACAGUGGCGCCGGGGGCCCCCUCACAAGUACCGCCCACUCCAAGCUGCAGCAACCCCUCCCAACCCCCCCCAAUGGAUCAGUUGGUCCCAUAGCUGCCCUUGCUCCUUCCCACCCCGCUUCACAAAACUCUUCCACCACCCCCAUCGAGGACCCCCCAGUGUCAGGAACAGCUCCCAAACGCCCGCUGCUCAAGUCCGGAGUGCUCGAUGGCCCCCCCACCGCAGUCUCUCACUGGCUGCAGCGGAUCUGUCCUCCGCGCAUCUGGCCUUACGUGCAGCUUGGGCGGUACGACAAACCGAUUGGGACAUGGCUUCUCGCAUGGCCUUGCUUUUGGUCUAUUGCGCUGGCGGCUCCCCCAGGCGCGCUCCCAGACCCAGUGCUAUUGGCGUGGUUUGGAGCAGGGGCGAUCGUGAUGAGGGGGGCGGGGUGCACGGUCAACGACAUGUGGGACCAGGACAUCGAUUCUAAGGUCUUUCGAACCCAGGACCGUCCCAUUGCGUCCAAGCGCGUCUCUCCCCGCAAGGCCUUCCUCUUCCUGGCGGCCCAGUCGACCGUCGGCCUGGGCGUGCUCCUCCAACUGAACGACUUCAGCAAAGUGCUGGGCGCCUCUUCGCUCUUCCUGGUGGCCACCUAUCCCCUUAUGAAGCGCAUCACCUCAUGGCCCCAAGCCUACCUUGGGCUGACAUUCAACUGGGGCGCGCUGCUCGGUUGGUCGGCCGUGAAAGGCAGUCUCUUCCUUCCCGCCGUCGGGCCCCUCUACGCUGCUGGCAUCUGCUGGACGCUGGUGUACGACACCAUCUACGCUCACCAGGAUAAAGAGGACGACAAGCUCGUUGGUGUCAAGUCCACGGCCCUGCGCUUUGGGACAGCCACGCCGCAGUGGCUCGCUGGAUUUGGCGCCGCUACGUUGGCGGGGCUGGCGGCGUCGGGGGCUGCGCGCGAAGUUUGUGUCGAACAAGUGGUUCGGGGCCAUCGUCUUUGCAAGCAUCGUGGCGGGAAAGCUGGGGGCAGGUUGAAUGACGCCACCAGCAAGGCACUAGCGCUCUCACAUCAUCAACAGCAGAUCAGCACUCUUCGAGCGAACUUGGGAAUAACGCAUGUGGCUGGCUCCUUCGUUAUAUCGCGAGUACCUGGGAUUCGCCGUGACCUGCGAGGCCUGAGAGGUACCGCUCACCCAUUCAACCAGUGGCGAGAAGCUUCCAGCCAUAGAGUCAGUCGCUCAAACAAUGAUGAACAGGACCUGGAUCUGAAGCUGUUCUGA
Messenger RNA from Klebsormidium nitens, 1802 nucleotides. NCBI's taxonomy places the organism in Eukaryota, Viridiplantae, Streptophyta, Klebsormidiophyceae, Klebsormidiales, Klebsormidiaceae. The record is from the annotation of a GenBank genome assembly.